Durusdinium trenchii is the source of this 2451-nucleotide messenger RNA. The record is from the annotation of a GenBank genome assembly. Lineage: Eukaryota; Dinophyceae; Suessiales; Symbiodiniaceae.
ACUACAAAAACAAAUUCGGAUGAUAUCGAAGACAAUCGACAAGGUUUUGCAACCAUGUCGUUUUAGUGACAAGCAAUGUUGUGGGAUCUGGGCCAGGUCCAUGGCAGGACCGCUUGGACUUCGCGGGGAGCUAGUGAAAAUUCUGAGAUUUUGCAGGGUAAGGCGCAGCUUUUGCAAAUCUUGAGGAGGUCAAGAAGUAGGGAAGAAUGGGCAGAUGCGGCUGCUGGCCUUUGUUUGGGGCAAAAAAUGGUUGCUUCCGAGUACGCAAAAACGAUCGAAGAAGCUUGUUGUUUUCGGAAACUUUGGGAAGUAGCGUUGGCUACAUUGGAAGACAUGCGUGAGCAAGGCAUCCCUCGCAAUGCGCCUGUGUAUGUGGCGGCAAUCAGAUCAUGUGGGAAAAGUGCUUGGAGACACGCGCUAUCGUUUUUGGACGAUAUUCAAGCUGAUCGGAUGGAACAGGGAACGGCCUCUCACAAGGCUACAUUGAAAGUGCUAGAACACGCUGGUCGCUGGAAGGAGGUGCUGGCGAUUUUGAAACGGAUGCAACAGAGCGGUCCAACGCCCGGUCUGGAAGAAUAUUCCUUGGCGUUACGGGUUUGUUGCAACAGGAGUCACAGGGUUGUCCAAGAGUUGCAGGCCAGUUUGGACGCUGUCAUACUUGGCAAUCAAGUAGAAAUGUGUGGGCCGGAUGAGUGGCAACAUGUUCUUGAACUUCUACAAGAGUUCGCAGCGAAGAAACUAGUGCCAGAUACGGUGGUUUACAGCUCGGCCAUCCAGAUCUUGGAGAAAAAUUGUUUUUGGGCUUAUGCUUUGCAGCUUCUGGGUGAAUGGCGCCAUGGAGGACACAACAGCGACACAGCCCUCUAUGGCACUACCAUCAGGUGCUGCUUGCGAGACAACCGGCUGGAGGAUGCAAUCUCUUUGAUGAAGGAGGCGAUAAAGUGGGAGCUGCGCCCUGACACAGAGACUUAUGAGGCUUUGAUCCUGGAUUGCAGUCUGGCUGGACAUUGGAAUUGGGCCUUCUUCUUUUUGAAGGACAUGAUCAAGGAUGAUCGGCCCGUGACUUCCACGGUGUACGAGUCUGUCCUCGAGGCAUGUCAGGUGGCUGGAGAAUGGAAGUGGGUGCUGACCGUCUUGAGCCUUUUUGAGGAGGCUAUGCAACCUACCAAAAAGGCAUAUUCAGCAGCACUCUUUGCAUGCCAAGAGGCACAGGAAUGGGAAUGGGUAAAAAUCUUGCAGCAGAAGUUGACGUUGCGAGAGAAGGUUGAAAGCGCCGCCGAAUAUGGCGGCCAGCCUCUCGCUUUGGCUCACCUACAAGCUGUCCAAGGAGACGGAGACGUGAAAAGCACAAGCGUGGCCGCUGCUUUGCAAAUGAGUCGCAGCCACACAAGUUCUUGGCAAGGAGCACUUCUGUUUCUUCGCGAUCUUCAACGACGGCGAAUUCGAGCAACAGCCAUGGCUUUCAACUCAGUGACCGAUGCUUGCAGAAGAGGCGGAGAGAUUCAAAAGGCGCUUGAUUUGCUAGAAGAAAUGCAGCAGGCGGAUUUUGACCCCGACGUUGAAAUCUACAAUGAUCUUGUCAGUGGAUUGCAGCCCGGAAAAGCCAAACAGACUCCACCAGCUAUCCGGCAAAGCUGGUCAAUGGCUCCUGGCAGCUUCAGAAUUGUGAGGUCGCUUCCAGGGAGUCAUUCUGGACAUGCCAAAAAGCGUCGACAAGUUCCGCCGCCGUAGGCGAGCGUGAACUACCUUGAGUUCACGUAAUUGCUGGAUCAAAAAUCAGGUUGUUGCUGAUAUAGCUGGCCCUUCAGUGAGGAUUUGGUGGGAAGGUUCUCAUGGCUCGAAACCUGCAAGGAGUGAGCAGUUUGAUGGGGCAACAAAGUUCUCGGACAAGGUCCUUUGCCCAUAUUAUAGCCUGCUUGCGUAAAGCAUGUCAUGGCUCCGGCUCCGGCUGCUCCGCCUUCUUGCUGCAAGACCACAGGGGAGUUUCGUCUGGAUGCUGGCGCUUGGUUUUUCAUUUGUUUACCCCGACAGUCUUUUGUCAUGUGUCGGGCCUUUUUGGACCACAGGGCUGCUACCGCCAUGUUUGGUCUAUCUCGAGCUGAACCUAGGCCAUUAGAUCAAGAGGAAGAAGACAGCGAAUAAUCCAAAUGAUCGCAAAAGUUGAGCUAUACCAAGUAGUGGUCCAAACAUGUUCUGUUUCUGCCCUGACUUACACAAGUGUAGCACAGACCACGCAGGUAAGCAGAGGGCGCAACACCUGCAACACCCCGAGCUGAAGUUUUAUUCGUUGCAGCUGCAGUGGUUGUGUCUACGCCGCUGCUACAUGCUUCUGCAGCAUGCCCAUUUUGCUCUGCUGAAUUUCACAGCCACAGCUGUGGAGCUCAUCUUUGAAACACUCCUAAGCCCGCCGAACAGCCUGAAGGAGAAAGAAAUAGGCACCUUUGGCGUGUU